AUGGCAGAUAGGUCGGACCGGAGGAGACCUGUGUACCGGGGUGGCUCCUUGCCACCUCCGCCGCCACCACGGAGUGGAGCACGGCAGUCUGGGUCAACCUUGGAGAAGGUUCGGGAGUUUCUGGCCGAGGCAGGCUUCGAUGCAAAGCCCAACCCUGCGUCCACGCUCAGGAAACCUGAAGUGGCGCCAAGGCGGAGCCAGGUCGACUCCCCCGCAGCUUCUGUGCGCGGCCAAAAGCCUGAAGCGUCCACAGCGUUGGCCAGAAGUCGUAGCACCUCGGAAGUGCGACAGUUGCCUCGCAGGAACCCCAGGGACGCACGUGUGGACGAGAGCAAGUCGAAGAAGCUUCCCGAGCCACCAGCCCCGCCAUCUCUUCCAAGCACAGCCAGCACCAGUGCACGCAACACAAGCCCGCACCAUGCAAGCACGCAGCCUGUGCUCCCGCCACCGCCGCCGCCAAAGAAGCACGGACGCGGGGCCGAAACACCUGACCCAGAUCGGGCCAAACGGCAGCGCCUGCCUGAGCCACCACCCGCGCCACUCGAGAGAUUGCCUCCCCCACCUUUGCCACCGAAGGUCGACAACUGGCACGAGGAGCAGGACCAUUAUGACAGUUGGGACUAUGAGUCCUGGGAUGACUACCAGAAAGUUGAUCGGGAAGCACAUCGCUAUGAGCCACAUGCACAGUACUCGCGCUAUUCAGAGGAGGAGGAGGACACUGAGCCAAGCAAUUUCCUCCCUCCACCACCGGCACCCGGUGGCCCCGCUGACUUUGCAUUUCCACCUCCUCCGGAAGUGCCGAAAGGUUGGGGAAAAGGCCUAUCUCGUAAUUCUCGGCGAAACACCUCAGGAAGCUAUGAUUACGAAAGCUGGGAUGACUACUGGGAAGACGACCGGCAGGAGGCACAUUACUCAGAGGAGGAAGAAGAGGAAGAGCCAAGCAACUUGCCCCCUCCGCCACCAGCACCCAUUGGCCCCACUGACCGCACAUUUCCUCCUCCCCCACAUGUGCCGAAAGGUUGGGGAAAGGCCAUGUCCCGUAAUUCCUGGAGAAAGAUGGGAGGAAACAGCCCAUGGUUCUGCAAUGUGUGCAACAAGGACUUGUGGAACCAGGAGAAGUACGACACGCAUGUGCAAGAUGAUCAUCUCCCCUGCCCAGAAGAUGGUUGCACCUUCUCUGGCCCGGAGCACGUCAUGGCCGUCCACAAGCUGAAGCACGUGAAGGCUGCGGACGGGGCCAGCGUCACAGACUCCCCGGAAGAGGUGGCCGCUUGGAAGGAAAUGCGGAGGAACAACUACCCUUGCAAAGGCAACUUGCAGAGGAAGGCGGAGCUAGAGGAGAAGCGCCGCAUGUCAGGAGCGCUCGCAGACCCCCCCAAGGUAAGCAUGCUGGAGAAGCUGCUUCGCCGCACCCACGGGGUGGAGAAGGGUAAGGGCUUCUUCGGCAAAGGUUUUGGAAAAAAGGGCAAGGACAAGGGCAAAGGGAAGUUCAAAGGCAAGGAUGGAAAGGGCAAAGAGAAAGGCAAGGACAAAGGCAAGGGCAAGGGCAAAGACUGGAGCAAAGGGAAGUAUGGCAAGAAAGGUAAGGGAAAGGCCAAGUGGAGCUGGACCCCUGAUGAAGAACCUGAAGUUCAUCCUACAUACAGCGUGCCACUUCCUUCAGUGGUGGCGAACUGUGUUCCACUAGAGGCACCGUUCGCAAGCUGCAGGUCGCACACGGCGCCUGUGCAGACAGGUCAGACAGCAACCCCGAAGUGGGGACCUUGCCGCUUCUUUGAGCGUGGCUUCUGCUACCAUGGGGCCAACUGUCAGUACGAGCACGUGGGCACUUCAGCGGCACAGGACUUGAGCAGCACUGCGUGGUGGAUUUUGCCGUCCACACUAGCCAACCGCGCUGGCAGACCAGGCGAGGGCCCCGCGGGGGGCACCUUCGGGUCCUUGCGUACCGCCCGGCUGCGGGCCACACACGUGGCGGCCUACAACUUCCCAGAGCCCCGGGAGCGUCGCGACGGCUUGCUGCGGCGCCUACUGCGCCCGGACAUGGAGAGGUACUAUUCCGCCAUUUUGCAGUGCGUGCGCUACAUUGUCUCCACCGACUUCUUGCGGCUUGAACGACCCGCGCUGGCAGAGCCAAGCCAAGCCCAAGCAGAUGUCUCGAGGAGUAAAGAUAUGGAGCUGGAUCCAGAGUUGGAGGCCGAGUUGCAGGACCCAGACAUGCCAAAGCUGGAUGCGCUGCUCAAGUGA
Molecule: messenger RNA, 2244 nt
Organism: Effrenium voratum
Lineage: Eukaryota; Dinophyceae; Suessiales; Symbiodiniaceae
Source: the annotation of a GenBank genome assembly